Colias croceus (clouded yellow) is the source of this 3081-nucleotide messenger RNA. RefSeq names its product integral membrane protein GPR155 (gene anchor). Gene Ontology annotation, biological process: transmembrane transport; intracellular signal transduction. Gene Ontology annotation, cellular component: membrane. Lineage: Eukaryota; Metazoa; Arthropoda; Insecta; Lepidoptera; Pieridae. The transcript is spliced from 16 exons. Bases 138 to 2648 code for a protein of 836 amino acids. The record is from RefSeq and is a predicted model, not a curated record.
AUAUGUUUCGUUGUGGUUUUGCUCAUCAUGAAAAGGCAUUAUUGAUUUUGUAUCGAUAAAUAGAAAUACGGUAAUUACUUUAAGGGUAAUACCGUGUAAUUAUUUAAAUCUUGUUCAACAAAAAGUAAAAGUGCAAGAUGGACACAGUAACUCCAGUACUUAUGGAUCCAGUAACUGAUUAUUUGUAUCCGGCUCUAUUUCAGUGUUUUACAAUUAUCUUAUGCGGAUAUGUGGCAGGAAGACUUAAUUUAGUUUCGAAAUCUGAAUCAAAAGGGAUUGCAACAUUUGUGGGAACAUUUGCACUUCCAUCGUUAAUAUUUUUAUCCCUAGCACGUCUAGAUUUCAGUACUGUUAAUUGGACUUUUCUCAUAGCAAUAUUAUUGGCAAAGAGCAUUGUCUUCUUCGGUGUCAUGAUAGUUACGAUUUUAGUGUCAAAACCUGCUAAUUUAGGACAGGCUGGCAUUUUUUCUAUUUUCUGCACACAAAGUAAUGAUUUUGCUUUAGGUUAUCCUAUAAUAAAUGCUAUUUAUGAAAAAACACAUCCAGAAUAUUCUCUCUAUUUGUAUUUAAUGGCUCCCAUAUCCUUGGCAAUUUUAAAUCCAAUUGCUUUUGUUUUGAUGGAAAUUAAUAAACAAAGAGAGAUAGAAAGAUCAGCUCCAGAUCCUGCGCAACGAAAGGAAAUAAGUAAACCAAAGAUGUUGUUACAAAUUUUUAAAGGCAUUGUGUAUAAUCCAGUGUUGGUGAUGACUGUUUUGGGUAUAGCGGGAAACAUUAUCUUUAAGCAUAAACUGUCCAUCUAUAUUGAAGGAUUAUUAGAUGUUUUUGGACAAUCUUUCUCAGCAGCUGCUCUGUUCUUGUUGGGCUUACGUAUGGUUGGUCAGAUUACAAGGUUGAAGGGUGGAGCACUAGUCCUUCCUUGCGUUUUAAUUAUGGUGAAGUUAAUCAUUCUACCAGUAGUGAUGCGAGAGUGUGUGAGUGGUUUACAAGCUGGUACUAAUGAAAGUGAUACGCAAUCACUUGCAACUUACGCAUUUUUAUAUGGCACUAUACCCACUGCGCCAGCUGUUUUUGUUUUCUCAAAUUUGUACCAAUUGGAAAUUGAUUUGAUGGCUUCGUCAAUGGUUAUUUGUACGUUUUUAUCAGCGCCAAUAACCUUCUUAUCGGCCGAGAUGAUAUCCAUAAACAAUGACUAUGCGGACCAGAUCAAACAAUUCGGCUUCGAUCUCUCAAUAAUAGCACUGAUUGCUGCAUUGUGGGUGCUUCUUGUAUUCACUGUUACCAAAAAGUUUAAGAGAAUGCCACAUAGAUUGACACUUUGCUUGAAUUUAACGCAGAUACUCCUUGCUAUAAGCGUAAUAUGGGGUGGCCCUCUUAACACGUUCACUCCAUCAUUGAGCACUACCAUCCAGCAAUCUCUACAAAUGUUUAGCGUUUAUUCCUGUCUGUUGUGGACUUCAAUGUUAUCCGUUGGCUUAUUUAUGCUAGAGAGCCGCGGGCCGUGUUUCGUGGUAACUCUCUGGCCGGUACUGGCGUUCGUGGCGUGGGGCGCUCCCGCAGUGAUGGUGGCGGCGCUGGUGCUCACCAAGCAGCCCGGCAGCGGCAUCAACGCGGACGCCUGUGACGCGAUCCGACUUAGCGUGCUGUUCUUCUGUUUAACGGUGAGCACGGGCUGCCUCAUCUUGUACGUGAGGUUCCGUCGCCGCAGCGCUCAGUUCGCGAGCCUCUCCUCCGAGUCGCCGGAGGUAUCACCCAAUGAGUCAUCGAGCCUUGUGGAUAACGCUGAGCCCACGUCGAACACGCAAUCCUUGUCCACCUAUGGCAUGGAAGAUCAAGGUUGUUAUGGAGCGAUAACUGCUUCACCAUCGCCCAGCAAAAACCCCAACUGCUGUACUAAUGAUCCCAAUUGUGAAAAUGGUAAUGUCAGUGUGAACCAAGGGCAGGAUAUUGAAGAUCUUGUCACCAACAAUAACAGAGAUUGCGCGUGUCCGUCCCACAAGACUUGCAGUACUGGCGCUAGUUGCCAAUACUUGAACGAACUGGAGCAAGCUGCUAGCUCGUUGGGGCUUGUGCCGCCUGAACAGAGCCGGGGCCGCGGGGCGCAGCUACUCAAACACACCGUGCUCAUCAUUAUAUACAGUCUUAUGAUGUUUAUCGGAGUAACAUUUACAAGCUGGCGCGUGAUGCGUAAAGACGAAUCGGGCGUGUUCAUCGAGAUACAAUUCCUCGAUACGGCCGCAGUUUACGGACAAGCGCUGAUCAUGUUCGUACUCUUUGGACUCGACACUGAGGAGAUUUUUAUACCUGCGGUUAGAUUUUUCAAAAAGAAAUGGCACGGUGCUGAUAUAGUUGUUUUACCGCCGGUAGAAGAGCUAAGCUUUGAAACAAGGCAUGUUUGCGACCAAUUCAUCACUCACCAUCUCGAACGUUGUAAGGAUGCUAUUGCCAAAGAUACCAGGUGGCGCAUGCGCACAUACCGCGGCGUGUUCCGCGGCUCUUGCCUCGUCCGCUGGCUGAUAUCGUGCGGCCUCGCGACCGACGAACAGCACGCGGUAACCUAUGGCAGACAUUUACUCGACGGACGCCUCAUAUCGCACAUAAACAACGCGCACCACUUCACCAACUCGCCGCUGUUGUACACCUUCGCGUAGUUCCCGCAAGAGGUAAUAGAUGGCGCUGUAACCAAACGACCCCGGCAUUGAAAAUUUAGAUAAUAGAUGUCGCUGUUACCAAAUGACGCCGUCGUUUUAAAUUUGGAUAAUAGAUAGCGCUGAAACCAAACGACCAGGCGUUGUUAGUCCGUAGUCAUAGUAACCCUUUAAUAGUUCCAAGUUCGUUUGUUUUUUUAACAAUACAAGCGGAUAAUUAAUAAUAAAUAGUUCGGUUGUAGUUUUUGUUAACAGAAUGAAUUGAAAUAAUAGUUAUUCAUGAACUGUUUAUUUUCUUGAAUUGUUGUACAAAAACCGAUAUGAGUACCAAAAUUUAAAACAUUAUUUGUGGGAAAAUAUUCUAGGAAUAAAAUCAACAAUGUAUUUUUGGUGCUUUAUCUGGGUUUUGUAAAUUUUAACUGAAGUAAAAGAUUCA